Molecule: messenger RNA, 915 nt
Organism: Exophiala bonariae
Lineage: Eukaryota; Fungi; Ascomycota; Eurotiomycetes; Chaetothyriales; Herpotrichiellaceae
Exons: 3
Coding region: 1-915 (304 amino acids)
Molecular function (GO): oxidoreductase activity
Source: RefSeq, a predicted model, not a curated record
AUGGCAGGCGCAAGUAUUAAAAAGGUGCUUGUCAUAGGCGGAGGUGGGAACCUUGGUCCGGCUAUUUUGAAAGCACUUGCGGGCGAUUCGACGUUCACCGUGUCCAUUCUCGCGCGAAGAAGUGGUUCAUCAACCUACCCUGCUGGCAUCCGAGUCACCACAGUCGAUGACUCCUACCCAGAGGCCCAGCUUCGCAGCGUCUUCAAGCAUCAAGACGCAAUCAUCUGCGCUUUGAGCCUACAAAGUAUUGGUGAGCAGAUCAAAUUCAUCGACUGUGCAGUUGAGGCUGGAGUCAAAGUUUUUGUGCCCGCUGAGUUUGGCGGAAAUAAGGAAGCCGCAGGCCCCAUGGCAGGCGAGAAAUUACCGUUGCACGACACAAAAGAUCUUGUGCUUGAACACCUACGGCAGGCUGAGUCCAAGGGACUGUCAUGGACGGCGGUUGCUACAGGUCCAUUCAUAGACUGGGGUCUGUCAAAUGGGUUUCUUGGAUUUGACAUAGCUUCGCGGCAAGCCAAGAUCUAUGGCACAGGUGAUGAGGUAUGGACUGGUACAACGGUUGAAAAUAUCGGAUUGGCAGUUGCACGUUUAUUGCUUAAGCCAGAGUAUGUGAGGAACCGUUUCAUUUACAUAUAUUCAGUCAGAACAACACAGAACCAAGUCUUGAAAGCUUUGGAGUCGGCCACUUCAUAUACUUGGGAUGUGCAGAACCUGACUUGGGAAGAGGAGAUUCCAAGGGGUAGGAAACUACUCGAGCUUGGAAACAGAGCUGGCGUUGUUCCUUUAAUUCUGUCCUAUUUCUUUCGGCCUGGCAUGGGGGCCGACUUUGUGAAUGAUGUCGCCCCAGAUAAUGCUCUUUUGGGUCUUUCCACGCAGGGUAUCGAGGGGAUUGUUCAGGGCGUGCUAUCUAGUAUCUAG